This is a messenger RNA of Poeciliopsis prolifica (blackstripe livebearer), 5249 nucleotides long. RefSeq names its product CDP-diacylglycerol synthase (phosphatidate cytidylyltransferase) 2 (gene cds2). The record is from RefSeq and is a predicted model, not a curated record. NCBI's taxonomy places the organism in Eukaryota, Metazoa, Chordata, Actinopteri, Cyprinodontiformes, Poeciliidae. Gene Ontology annotation, molecular function: phosphatidate cytidylyltransferase activity. Gene Ontology annotation, cellular component: endoplasmic reticulum membrane. The coding region runs from base 134 to 1621 and encodes 495 amino acids. The transcript is spliced from 14 exons.
AGAGUUGGGGGGAGAAAUAGAAGGGCUGCCGAACAACACUUAGCUCAGACCUUAGCAGAAGUUUACCCAACAGAUAGUCCGCCGCCGGAACCUCUGGACCGUGGCCGUCAACGUCAGGCUUCCAGUCGCUAAGAUGACCGAGCUGCGCCACCGAGGCGCCAAAGACGGCGAGCCUCCGCUGGAGCAGCAGCCGUCAGAGGACAAGGCCCCAUCCAAUCAGCAGGCUUUGACAGCUCAACAAUAUGGAGGGAGAUUCUCUGUCGGUGCUUCACGUCCCACGCACAGCGCUGUCCUGAUGGUCUGCGCGGCUAAUUUUAGUGUUUCCUCUGGCUUGAUGAAGCUGAGGGACAACGGCUCAGACAGCGAGCUAAAAGGAGACAACGAGCCCAAGGUGGAUUCGGGAGUUCCCGAGGUGCCGGUCCCUCCUGAUGACACCCCCGAGGUUCUCAACAAGGCCCUGUCUGGACUCUCCUCAAGAUGGAAGAACUGGUGGGUACGAGGCAUCCUGACACUAGCCAUGAUCUCCUUCUUCUUCUUCAUCAUCUACCUGGGCCCCAUGGUGCUCAUGAUGAUUGUCCUCUGCGUUCAGAUCAAAUGUUUCCAUGAAAUCAUCACGAUCGGGUACAACGUGUACCACUCCUACGACCUGCCCUGGUUCCGGACGCUGAGCUGGUACUUUCUGCUGUGCGUGAACUACUUCUUCUACGGCGAGACGGUGACCGAUUACUUCUUCACGCUGGUGCAGAGAGAGGAGCCUCUUCGCAUCCUCAGCAAAUACCACCGCUUCAUCUCCUUCGCACUUUACCUCACAGGUUUCUGCAUGUUCGUGCUGAGCUUGGUGAAGAAACAUUACCGCCUUCAGUUCUACAUGUUCGGCUGGACCCAUGUGACUCUGCUGAUCGUAGUGACCCAGUCCCACCUCAUCAUCCACAACCUGUUCGAGGGGAUGAUCUGGUUCAUUGUUCCCAUUUCCUGUGUGAUAUGCAACGACAUCAUGGCCUACAUGUUUGGUUUCUUCUUCGGCCGAACGCCGCUCAUCAAGCUGUCGCCUAAGAAGACCUGGGAGGGAUUUAUCGGUGGAUUAUUCGCCACUAUUGUGUUUGGUAUUCUGCUCUCCUACGUCAUGGCUGGAUACCGCUACUUUGUUUGUCCUGUGGAGUUCAACAACGACUCCAACAGUUUCCAGGUGGACUGUGAGCCAUCAGAGCUGUUCCAGCUGCAGGACUACACCCUGCCAGGAGUCCUGGAGUCCGUCACCGGAUGGACCACCGUGCGUCUGUAUCCGUUCCAGAUCCACAGCAUCGCUCUCUCCUCCUUCGCCUCCAUCGUUGGGCCCUUCGGUGGCUUCUUUGCCAGCGGCUUCAAGAGAGCUUUUAAGAUCAAGGAUUUUGCCAACACCAUACCGGGUCACGGAGGCAUUAUGGACAGAUUUGACUGCCAGUACAUAAUGGCCACAUUCGUCAAUGUCUACAUUGCCAGCUUCAUCAGGGGCCCCAACCCAAGUAAGGUGGUCCAACAGCUCCUGGCCCUGCGGUCCGACCAGCAGCUCUACAUCUUCAACUCCCUGAAGGCUCACCUGACGGAGAAGGGUCUGCUGCGAGCCGCCGAGGCGGCCGCCUAGCCCGCCGGCGCCCUCAGGGAACCCGUGGAUUAUUUGUGAGCGAGGACACAUCAAUGAAAACCAAGAAAAAGAGAAAGGAAAAAAAAACAUAACAUUCAUCUUUGGGCCAUUCCAUUUUAUUUAGGGUUGGAGCGUUGUGCCUCUGUGCUUGACUGCUCUGUGGGUCUUCAUUCUGUGUUUUCAGCUUCGGUUAAAGUCCAGCCCCUCAUUACCAGUGUAGCCGAUAUAUUGAGUUUUUGUUUUUCUUUGAAAUCAACACUGUUAAACUAAAUGUUGGUCAUUUAGAAAUGUGAUUGUACAUUUCUGCUUGUUUACACAAUAUUCUUUGAUAUUAUCGGCUCACGUGUGUUGAUGUUUUAUCGUACGUCUUUUUUUUUUUUUUUAAUCUAAAGGAGUGCUCUAAACCACGUUAACACACUGUAAUGUUACUGCAGCUUCACCCUCCCACCUAUGAAUAGCUACGUUUUAUUUUGGUUGUGAUUGUUGUUACUAUUUAUACAGAGACGGUUUUUAUAUUUCAGAUGUUCUAUUGUGUCUUAAUGUCUGUUUUAUUCAGGCAGUUGUGUGCAUUUUUGUAUCUUUUUGUUACGUCGUUUUGUUUCAGUUGAGCCAUUUCCAAGCCUUUCGCGCUUGGCCAAAUCAUUAACAUCACAUCAUCAUGUCGAUGUCUGAAUUCCAACCAAACCUUUCAGUCGCGAAAAUUCCUAAAGCAACCGUGUUUUCUAAAAUAUCUCUCUGUAGGCCAGCGACCUCACUCUCAGCUCUUUGCUAGCUUUCAUAAGUUUUUUUUUUUCAACUCUCCCGCGGUCAUAGCUCGACGCUCAGGGGAAGCGCAGCAGAUGUCACGAUCAGUCAGGGGGGAAGACGGUAAUUUCCUGAAACAACACACGCAAGUAAGCAAAUCUCGUGAAAGCCCACAUGGGGUCCAAAUAACACCUUCUCUUCACACCAUGGGAGGGUUAAAGUCUUUUUUUGUUUGUUUUUUUUGCUGCAUCCGACUUGCUGUUUGAAGGUUGUUUCUUAUUUCACCUGUUGGGUGCCACGACGGUUGGGAUAGUAACAUUUUUGGGGGCACAAUGAUUCCUGCACUGCCAUUUCUGAUGCUGUGUGUCGUUCGGCAGCAUCACAACAGAGACGCUCCGCUCACAAAGUUCAUACACUGAACAUCAGUAAGGAUAUUAGCAUGUUGGGCUAAGGCACAUCCGCUAACGUUGCACCUUGCCAAUACUGUAUGUGUUCAUUCCUCUAGGUUUAUUAGUCAUUUUAUGUGUUAUUUAUGCCAAGUGUGAUUUAAUAGUAAAGCAUAAGCUUAAGCCUAUGUGGUGUUUGGUUUCUUUACAGGUAGCAUGUUUGGUCACUUUAAUAGGCACACCAGUAGGUGUUUAGGUUAGCAUAGAGAAACGGCAACACGUGUUCAGAUUUGUUUUUUUUCAUUUAGCUAAUGCCAAUAUUCCAGAUGAUUUAUUUAUGAUUUUCUAGAUAUAAUUUGUUCUAACCUGAGCUCAGCAAUUUGGAAACGUCUACAACACAUCUGUUGCCACAGCCGUCAGAUUUAUUGGCAUUCUUGUGCCGUCUGGAAUUUAUUAAAACAUCUGUAUUAAUUUAGCUCUUUUAUUGAUGCUCCACCUUGGUUAUUUUUAUUCAUUUAACUAGGAUCUGACUUCUGGAGGGCAGAAACCUUUGUAGACUCCCUGUCGUAAUUAAUUCAACAGUACAUGCAACGCUGACCAGCCUUUGGGUUUACCUGUAGGUGAUUUAAGCAUUUCACUCUUCCACACCUUAUGCAAGCGCCUUCUGGCAAACCCAGCGGCCAUUGGCAAACCCAGCGGCCAUUUUUGAAAUAUCGGCUUAAUGACCUCGUGUUUUUUUUUUUUUUUUCCCCCUCUCACUUUUGACAUUAUUCUGGUAGCAACAUUCCUAUGUGGAUUACUUCUAUGUCACUUUUUUCUAUCAAUUUGGCAGCAAACGUUUGCCAAACUUCUCUGAGUAUAAGACAUUAGACAUGCUAAGAUGAUAUUUGACGUUUUUUAAAAAUAUUUCCCUACAUUAUUUGCUGAAUGUUACUUUGUAGCCACCCCGUUUUAUUUCUCCUUUUUCUCUACUGGGAAUUUAAUGCAACAUUACAUUACGAAAACAUGCAAUCCAAGUAUUAUUGUACAGGACUGUAGUAUCAAAACUCACAUUUACUGUCGGUUUCCUUUCAAACACUGAAAUGUCUCCGAUCCAUUUGAAUUUCUUUCACUAAAAUCUGUAUCAGGCGUGGGCAUCGAGGGCAGCAAAGUGUUUCCCUUCUUCGAUGCCUGGUAACAGAAAUGCAAUACCGUACCAAAUUACAUCCACGCAGUCUUUCUGUGAUUAUGAAAUUACACGACUAACGUGAUCCGAUAUAUUGUGCAGCUCCACCAGAAUAUACCAAAAUGUUCCUGUUUCUGUUGGUCUAUUUCAGUUUUUUUUUUGCCAAUGCAUCUUGAAGAGCGUGAACUAAAAUAAGAAAUUUAGUUUUCGAAGUUUGUUUUUCCAUCCUCCUCUAAAGACAUUAAUUAUUCAAGCUUGACAUUUUGUAAGAUUAUGUGUUACCAGAGUUAAAAUAAAAUUUGAUUAGCAAUCUUAAUAUUAUCAUUUUUUUGCACUAAUGGGUGUUGUAAAGAUUUGGUUCAAAGGACCCUUUAGUCUUUUUAACUAAAACAGAUGAUUUCUGUUAGUAUGAUGGAAUAAAACCAAUAUUUGUAACGAUGCAUGAUAAACUACAUUUGGUGUAGUAGCGGGAAAGGAAAGAGACGGUAAAUAGUGGCUUCUUUUAAACGUGUUCUUGGUAUUUGUGUUUAUUUUAUAUACCAUCUUGUGGUUUCUUCGGCUGUAUAACCCAGACAUCACUUUUACCUGUUUGAAUUGAUUAUUGACGUCAUUCGAGACGUCAUCUUUCUCAAGAUAUUUAUUUAUGAACUCUGCUGUAAUUGUAAAAUAUAUGUUGGUGUUCUUAUAGUAGUUUUUGGAAAAAAAAAAAAUUGUCGCCAUGUGCGGGGAAAAAAAAAAAAAAACAAGUGUAAAAGUAGCCGAAGAGUUUCUUCGCUGUUGCCGUGGUUGCUGUUGCUCCUGUCCUGCUUACGUAACUUCCCCCCAACCCCCCCGGCGACAAACCUAAUAUUCGGUUCAGCAGCUCAGCACUGCCCUUCCUCCCACCUGCCACCAGAGGGAGCCAGAGCUCCUGUGCGCAGCCUGUUGACUGUGACCUUAAGGCUGUACAUAAAUGGAGACAUUUGGCCAUUUCUUACUUCUGCUCAGAACAAUCCGCUGCCCUUUUAUGAACAAGUUAGUUGAGUAGAUAAACGUUUUGUUUUCGUUCGUCUUCAGGGCUCCACUGACCUGUUGUGCACUGUGUUUUGCCAGGAGGAAUGUAAAGGGAGUCAUGUCUGUCCAUCGUGCUGUGCAGGCUCUCCUAUGUGGAACAUUUUACUUUAUUAUACGCAUAGAUCACCUUAUAAGUCUGUAAAAAAAAAAGAAAUCUGUAUAUCUAUUUAUCUGUGCAAUGGUUUGGUAAAUUGUACAAUAUCUAGAAGUAUUCUUUAACGCUGAAAUGUGUUUUUGGCUAUGUUCAGAGAGGAAAAAAAGUAAAUGUAUUUAAAGACAA